CCCCUCCCUCCAGCCUUUCUUCCAUUAUGUGUGCCAAUAUAGUCUACGAGUGGUUGAGGACCCUGAAGCUUUCUCAGUAUGCCGAGUCCUUUGUGGAUAAUGGCUAUGAUGACCUGGAGGUAUGCAAACAAAUUGGAGACCCGGACCUGGAUGCUAUUGGAGUCUCCCUGCCACAGCACCGGCAACGGAUCCAUGCAGCUGUUCAAAGGCUGAAGGAGAAGGAUGAGACCACAGCUGGGCUUUACUUCACCUUGGAACCUCAGCAGCAGGGCUCCCCUUCGCCAGAGAUCUACACCAGUCACCUGGUGGAGCAAUAUGAGGCCAAAACUUGGAAGGAGACACCUGCUCAGCAUCUUCAUGGGAAAGCAGCAACUCGCAACAAGGAGCCAAUUAUUUAUCCCAAACUCAGACUGAAAAUUAUGAUUAGGGAUAAACUCAUACGGGAUGGGAUCAACCUCAGCAAGCCACCUUACUCCAACAAGGAUGGGUCUUUGGGCAACAUUGAUGACUUGGCUCAACAGUAUGCUGAUUAUUAUAAUACUUGCUUUAGUGAUGUAUGUGAGAGAAUGGAAGAGCUGCGCAAACGGAGAGUUUCCCAAGACCUUGAUUUGGAGAAAUGUGAUGCCAGCUCCACAUCUCUACAGCUGCGAUCCCAGAUUGAAGAAUCCCUUGGCUUCAGCAGUGUUGUUUCAACCCCAGAAACAGAAAGAAAGCUCUCCCUCCAUAAAUCAAGUUCUGAAGAAAACUCUGUAGGUAAAGCAGAUUGGAAAAAGAAGAAUAAGUAUUUCUGGCAAAAUUUCCGAAAAAAUCAAAAGGGACUAAUGAGGCAGUCUUCAAAAGGAGAAGAUGUUGGUUAUGUGGCCAGUGAGAUCACAAUGAGUGAUGAGGAGCGGAUCCAGCUGAUGAUGAUGGUCAAAGAAAAGAUGAUCACUAUUGAGGAAGCACUUGCAAGGCUUAAGGAAUAUGAAGCACAACAUCGGCAGUCAGGCAGCACGGACUCUUCUGACUGGCCUGAUGACCCUUAUCCAACUCUUGAUGGUUCUUCUAAUUGUAAUUCAAGAGAGCAAUCGGAUGAUGAAUCGGAAGAAUCAGUGAAGUUUAAGAGACUGCAUAAAUUGGUCAACUCAACUCGCAGGGUCAGGAAGAAAUUGAUAAGAGUAGAAGAAAUUAAAAAACCCAGCUCUGAAGGGGUGGAAGAGCAUUCAUUUGACAGCUCUCCAGUACCAGAUGGCAGAUCAGCACUUUACUCUGGAGUUCAAAAGAAGCAAUGCUACUUGGAUAGCUCUUCUGAGAAGCAACCAGAUGAUGACUCAGACUCACUCACCACCUCUCUUUCAUCUAGCAGCCUAGACACUUGGGGUACUAACAAGAAAUUGCUCAAGAGCUUUAGUAAAUCUGACAGCCGUGGCCUUAUUAAGCCACCAAAGAAGAUUGGGACAUUCUUCUCCUACCCAGAAGAGGAAAAAACUCCAAAGGUUUGUCGCUCUUUGACAGAUGGGGAGAUGAAGAAGAACCUCGGCUCUCUGAGCCACGGGGUAAGUAAAGAAAGCCUUUGUUUCUAUGACAACAGGCGUAAACACCAUGUCCUGGUAUCCUUUGAAGAAAUUCAGAGUGUCAGGAAACAUAUCAGACUGAAGAAAACAGACUCUAACUACUCAUGUUCUAGAGCUUUUCACUGCCAGCGUCCUGCUAGGAAAAGCAUAUCCCCUUCCAUUUGUGACCUGCAACUGCUUCGUCACAAAGCCAAAGCAGGAGGAGGCUGUGGCUUCCCCAACAGAAGGCUCCGAGGGCGCAGCUCAAUCAGUGAGUUCAAUAUCACAUACGUGGUGGAAAGAAGCCUGUAUAGUCACCUCAAUCUCUCACAUCUGGUGCGGCCUGUUACUGACAGGACCCUGAGCAAAGCUGAAGAGCAGGAUUUGAGGCGAUGCCUGCUGGAGGAGGAAGAGGAGGCAAAGAGGAAGUGGGCUGCCACAGUGGACCGCUGUACUAAAAGGGUUCUCUUAAGAAUCCACCAAAAGUCUAGGACUUGCAGUUUUGGUGGAUUUGACUUGACAAAUCGCUCAUUGCAUAUUGGAAACAAUUUGGAUCAGAUGGGCAAAGAUGGUGAUUUUGUUUACAAAGAAGUGAUCAAAUCCCCUUCUACUUCUCGCAUAUCCCUUGGCAAAAAGGUGAAAUCUGUAAAAGAAACUAUGAAGAAACGAAUGUCAAAAAAAUAUAGCAGUUCUUUAUCAGAGCAGGACUCCAGUCUGGAUGUAAUGCCAGAAUCCCCUCAGUCACCACAGCCAGAUACUGACUGUUUAGAUAAGCCGAAGCUGAAAGCUGGUGGUUCAGUAGAAAGUUUGAGAAGCUCCUUAAGUGGCCAGAGUUCAAUGAGUGGGCAGACAAUAAGCACAACAGAUUCCUCAGCCAGCAACAGAGAGAGCGUCAAGUCUGAAGAUGGUGAUGAUGAAGAACUUCCAUACAGAGGACCUUUUUGUGGUCGUGCCAGGGUUCAUACGGACUUUACCCCCAGCCCAUAUGACACUGACUCCCUGAAACUAAAGAAAGGUGAUAUCAUAGAUAUAAUCAGCAAACCUCCCAUGGGUACCUGGAUGGGUUUGUUGAACAAUAAAGUGGGUACUUUCAAAUUCAUCUAUGUUGAUGUCUUAAAUGAAGAGGAAGAGAAGCCAAAAAGGCCAACAAGAAGGCGACGAAAGGGAAAACCUCCUCAGCCCAAAUCUGUUGAGGAUCUCCUUGAUCGCAUCAACUUAAAGGAGCACAUGCCCACCUUUCUGUUCAACGGCUACGAAGACUUGGAUACCUUUAAGCUUUUGGAGGAAGAAGACUUGGAUGAGCUCAACAUUCGAGACCCUGAGCAUAGGGCAGUUCUCUUGACAGCAGUGGAAUUGCUACAGGAAUAUGACAGUAACAGUGAUCAUUCAGGCUCUCAGGAGAAACUCCUCACAGAUGGCCAAAGUCUAAGUGGAUGCUCUCCCCGGGAUUCAGGAUGCUAUGAAAGCAGUGAAAACCUGGAGAAUGCUAAGAGUCAAAAACCUUGUCUUCUACCUUCAAAAUUAGCCAAUGAAUACAAUUUUAAGGAUUUCCACAGAAGUGCUCUGUCUACUUUGCCACUGACUAAAUCAACAGAUGGCCUUCAGGAAGCAGAAAAGACACAAUUUAGUUGCACACAUAAUGUUAAAAAGAGUUGCCUCAAGCCAGCUUCAGUCAUGUCUCUGAAGAAGAACCGCAGAAGUUUACCAGUUGGCAUCUGUCAGAGCUGUGGGACUCCAAAAGGCAACCAAAGAAUGCGUAUGUGGCCAAGAUCUCAUUCUCUGGGGGACCUCCAAGGAGAAAUUGACACCAAGAUAAAAGAUUCUGAAAAGAAGGUGGAUGGAUUCCUUCAAGGUAUGCUAGGUCUAACAAAAAAAUCAAUUAGCUUCGAUAGUAGUGGGCAAGUGACAGAACAGUUGGUGGCUAAAAAUACAUGUGGUGCUGUUUCUCUCAAGGGAAAAGCAAAGGAUCUUCAUUUUCCCACAACCAUCCCUUCCAGUGGAACAUUUCCUCUAUUCCUGCCUCAGUAUAACAAAGUUCAGUCAUCUUUACUUUCAUGUGACAUAACUUGGACAUCUCUUGAAAACCAUAAGAAAAGUAGUUCUGAUGUUGGAAGGACUGAUCAUUCUCCAGUCCUGAAAGAAAUUACAGAAGCUGAACUGAAGGAUGUGGGUGAGGCAAGAACACAUCCAAAAACUUGCUCACAGCCACCACCAGUCCCUGCAAAAAAAAACAGAGAACGUCUUUCUAAUGGACAUUGUCAUCCCCCUUCAGCCCCUUGUAAUCCAGAUGUGCCAUCUUUACCAGCAAAAAAGACCACCUCAUCUAGCCCUAUUGAUGCCCAUGAACUGACCUUUUGCAGAUCAUCUCCUGAACAGGAGCCCAAGAGCCCUUCAUGUGUACGGCCUCCUUGGUUUUCAGAUCUUCCAGAGACUUCUAGCAUCCAGCAACAUGUCCUAAAACUAGGUCCUUCUUCAGCAAGGAAGACCUCCUGUAAUAGAGGGCUGGAUCUGGAAAUGUUAAUAGAAAAUAAGCUGCAGUCUGAAUAUAUUGAUCUCACAGAAGACCCUUAUUCUGACAAGCAUGGCCGCUGUGGGAUUCCUGAAGCUUUGGUGCAGAGAUACUCUGAAGAUCUAGAGCAACCUGAAAAGGAAGUUGCUACAAACAUGGACCAGAUACGGGUGAAGCAGCUGAGGAAGCAACACCGUAUGGCAAUUCCAAGUGGCGGCCUCACCGAAAUCUAUCGAAAACCUGUGUCUCCUGGACAUAUCACUUCUAUAGCUGAUUGGCUGGUUUCUAUUGGUCUCCCAAUGUACUCAAAUUCCCUCAUGGCAGCAGGAGUUAAUGACCUAAGCAAAGUGCCUUCUUUGUCACAAACUUGCCUUCAGGAGGCUGGCAUCAGAGAAGAGAGACACAUCAGCAAACUUCUUGCAGCAGCAAGACUCUUCAAUUCUGAGACUAUUUAACAUGUCCUGGAAUGUACUAUCUGUAUCCUGAAGAACCUGCAGUUCCUUCAGUAUCCAUUUCAUCUAUAAUUUCUUCAGAGGACCAAGCAGAACAGGUUCCUAGGAAAAAAAUGAAUCUUUACUUUUUGUCAUAUAUAAAGGAAGCAGCUGUCAACUGAGGAGGAAACGGUACUAUCUAAUUUCAGCCCUCCCUUCUCAAAAAGAAGACACAAGAAAUUAUUGUAGUUUCUUAAAAGACCUUUGGGCCUGAUGGGAUUGUCUGUGUUGGCUGCAAAAAAGAGAUAUUUCUAUUUACUGAUAAAACUAGACUAUGUAAAUCCUAGGAAUUAGGAAGUGAUAGUGGAAGGAAGGGAAUAGUGUAAGGCCCCUGGAUGCUUGGGGUCACCUCACCUCUCUGGCAAAAAAGGUAAUUCACGGAUCACCAAUCACGGUUACAGUCCUAAACCUACAGAUAAAUAAGUACAUUCUAGAGGAAGUGGGGACACCUCCAUGAGCAGACACACCAUGGACGUAUUAAUCGGGGCUCUCCACUUACCCUUUUCAUUCUAGCAAUCAGAUGUACAAAAAAUAAGCCUCACCUUCCUGUUUUGGGAUAGUCUUACAGGCUGCUGAACCUCUAGGUAGGCCAAAGGUAUAAACCCAGCCUUUCUGGCUGUGCAGCGUACCGGACCAACUCAGAAAAUUUCUUGACUGUAUAGAAGUAAAAGUCAUUUUUAUAACUGCUUUUUUAGUCUUUCACUUUUUAUUUGCCUUAAUAUAUGCUUUUGAGCCAUUCACUUAGCAGCAUCUAUGUUUUGACAGAUCUUGCUUUGGGGAACCUGACAAGUUUUUCAUACAAAACAGUUUCUGUAGAUGAUCUCAUGGUGAUAUCUGUUUUGUACUUUUUAUGUUUAUUGUAACUUGACGUACUGUGUUAUACUGUCAAUUGCUAUGCUGCAGCUUUGACUUGGUAUCCUGACCAAAUCAGUGGGAAACACUGGUUUCUUAAAAGGGAAAGGUUUUCAGGGUCAGGGAAAGUAAGCAAAGAAUGUCUCAUGCACAGUCCUAUAACAUGUGUUAUAUUCCAUUUUUUGAUGGAAAAGAGUUCAUGAGCAACCAUCAACACAUGGUUGUAGGUGUUGAAGGAUGCAGUCCUAUGCAGUGUUACCUGAGAAUAAUUGCUGUUGAAUACCAUAGUAGUUAUUUCUGAGGUAACAUGCAUAGCAUUGUACUGAAAAUGACUUGGUUUGACA
Molecule: messenger RNA, 5728 nt
Organism: Heteronotia binoei (common prickly gecko)
Lineage: Eukaryota; Metazoa; Chordata; Lepidosauria; Squamata; Gekkonidae
Gene: SASH1
Product: SAM and SH3 domain containing 1
Exons: 20
Coding region: 27-4496 (1489 amino acids)
Molecular function (GO): protein binding
Source: RefSeq, a predicted model, not a curated record